Lactuca virosa is the source of this 1201-nucleotide messenger RNA. The record is from the annotation of a GenBank genome assembly. NCBI's taxonomy places the organism in Eukaryota, Viridiplantae, Streptophyta, Magnoliopsida, Asterales, Asteraceae.
AUGUUGAAUCCUGAUUUCCCCCGGUAUCGGCAAAUAUCUCUCGGAUAUCGCCCACCUUCCCCUAUAUCUGGCAUGUUUCUUCCCUUUCUCCAAAAACCCAAGCGACUCUCUUUUUCAGAAAACCAUUCCUUUGUUCCUCUUCUUUGUAUACUAUCUCAUAGCCACUGCAAACGCAAACAUAGCAGAACCUUCGUAUCCAGACCGUUUCCAUUUGAGGAUUCAAUACCAUCAAGUUUUGCUUCCUUAAAGCUUGAAUUAUGGGAACAUUGGGCUUUGAAUCCUUUCUCAGAUCUUUCAGAUCUUAAAAUACAAUGAUGGUGUUGAUGGAGAAAAAGGUGUUGAUCAUGCAGCUUCAAUAGGGCUCUAAGUAAACCUCAGCUUAGUGUUGAGCCUGUAUGUGGUGAUAUAGGCGUUUGUGGGACCCUGAACAAAUGACUUUGUUGAGAUAAAGGUUUGUUCAUUCAAUACUUUCAAUAAUUUUCCUCAUCUUUUGGUUCUUUCCAUAAAGAGUUGUACAUUAUCAGCACACCGGUGAAAAAUUAAUUAUUGUUGGACCAUCUACAUCCAAUUAAAAAUGAUAUAGUUCCAAACUACUUUACCAAGAUUCAUGAUUAAAUAAAUGUUUUAGUCCAUUCAUUAUUAAAAUGGGCACAAAGAUUGCGGCUUUUGAUUAAAUUGUUGAGUAGAAUACAAUCAUUUAAUAUGUGUGGUUCUUCAAUUUGCAGAUAUAGUUUCAGUUUUCUAAUUUUUUUUUGAGACUCUAUAUCUAAUUAAUUAGAAGAUGAAUUGAAUUUUAUGUGAGGUGCAAACCUGGGAGACAUAGGCAUCCAAAGGAUCCAUUGGGAUGCUUUUUACUACUUCUGCAACAAAAUGAGUGUGGAUGAUACAUGAUAGAUAAUUUCUUUAUACUCUUACUUUCUUUUUCUAUGGAUAUGUAAGUUUUCCGACAGACAUGGAUUUAUAUGGUAUCGGAGCCGUUGGCUAUGGGGGAUUACCAUGAAUGAUUUAUAUCAUUUGUAUGUGGUUGCAGAAAUUUUUGAUGAUGUGGAACUUUGACUAGCAUCAACCAUCAGGUUUCAAAUUACAUAUAUGAUAAAUGUAUGUUUAGUUAUGAAACUUCCUAUUUUUCAGGUUUUGGUUAUUGGUUAAGAAAAGGAGGGUACCCCUUAAUUGCGAUAAAAAUGUAAUUGUUGUAUUUACA